GUUUUUGUUAGUGGUUUAAGAACAUUGUAUUGUAAUCAGAAUAGGCGAAGAAGAUGCAGAGAGAUGUUGAAUAUCUUUGUAAGUCAAGCAGGAUUGACCAGAGUUCAACUUUCUUUAUGUAGGUUUAGAAAUUGGUGAAACAGGUUAGCUCUGUUGCAGCAGAACAAAUGGCCCCAUCAUCCUCAGGUACCUCCAAACAGAUCCAACAAUACAAUAUCAGCGAAGCUGGAGGUUGCAGAUCUGAAAGUUGUCUUUUUUUAGAAUGUGACAGGUGGUAGACUGUUCUAGUUGUCUCUUUCGGUGCACCCUUAUCUCCAUUUCCACAAAAACAAAAUCUAGAGAGACAAACCGAUCAAACUCUACUUGCUCAGAGUUAUGUGUCUUAGAGAACUGAAAAAGAAGAAUAGGAGAAGAGAGAAAACUUUGAACAGAAGAUGAACAACCGACUAGAGAAGGAGGAGAUGGUGGGGAUAAAGGGAAAUAAAUUUGUUGUGAUUGGGGGGCUGGGUUUUGUGGGUUCUGCACUCUGCUCAGAGCUUAUAAGAAGAGGAGCUAGUGAUGUUCGAAUCUUCGAUUUUCUUGCUCCACCAACUAGUACUUGUUCAUCAGAAAGUCGUUGUUAUGAUGACCUUAAGAGGAUUGGAGUUAAGUUCAUCCAAGGAGAUGUAAGACAGCAAACAGAUAUUGAGAGAGCUUUACGAGAUGGGGCAGAUUGUGUUUUUCAUCUGGCAUCUUAUGGCGCAUCUGGGAAAGAAAUGCUCCAAGUUGAGAGAGUCGAAGAGGUGAAUAUAAAUGGAACCUGCCAUGUAGUCGAUGCUUGCCUAGAGUAUGGCAUCAAGAGACUUGUUUAUAUGAGCACUAACAGUGUAGUCUUUAGAGGGAAGGAGAUAGUGAAUGGGAAUGAAGAAAAUUCAACUUAUUUACCCAUGGAUGACUACCAUUAUGAUCCCUACGGACGGAGUAAAUCCGCUGCUGAGCAGUUGGUUCUCAAGAGCAAUGGUCUCCUAUCUCAGAACGGGAGUACCCGCCUCUAUACAUGUGCAAUACGUCCCGGAAUUAUCUAUGGUCCCGGAAUUAUCUAUGGGCCAGGUGAACAAGGCUGCGGCCUGCUUCCUAGGAUUGUAUCUGUAUCCAAGUUGGGUUUGUUGAGAUGCAAAAUUGAUAAAGCACCAAACAGUCAGGAUGCCAAGACAGAUUGGGUUUAUUUGGAUAACCUUGUGCAUGCCUUAAUUUUAGGAAGCGUGGGACUGGUAAGAAACUUGGGUGGUGGUGGGAGAGAAGAACAUGAUUGCAAUGACCCAGUUGCUGCUGGGAAGACGUACUUUAUAUCCGAUGGAUGUCCUGUCAACACUUUUGAAUUUACUCGUCCAUUGCUGAGAAAUCUGGAUCAUGACUUGCCUAAGUACACAUUAGAUCUUUCCUAUGCAUUACUGUUUGGAAGAAUCUUUUGGGCUCUUUACAGAACACUCUUAUAUCCAUGGUUGGACCACUCCUGGCUCCCGCAGCCGCUUAUCCUCCCGGCGGAUGCGUAUAAGGUUGGUGUCACCCACUAUUUUUCAAUCCAAAAAGCCAAGGAGGAACUCGGAUAUGUUCCGCAUGUAACCCCACAAGAAGGCAUGUCAAAGACCAUCUCGUACUGGCAAGAAAGAAAAAAUAGGGAGCUGGACGGACCCACAAUAUAUCCAUGGAUUUUCUGUCUGAUUGGCAUCCCUUGGUUGUUUGCUGCUGCUUUCUUACCAAAUGUUGGUCCUGUAAAGCCCUUCAAAGCCAUCAGCCUCUUCUUUUACAGAUCAUUGCGAAAUGCACAAAUCGGUUUCGUCAUAGUUACACUGGUGCAUGUUGGCGAGGCUAUGUACGCUUGGUAUUUAGCAAAAAAGGUGGAUCCGUCAAAUGCUAAUGGAUGGUUCUGGCAAACUCUGAUUCUCGCUACAUUUUCGUUGCGCUUCUUAUUGAGGAGAGCCAGAAACAAGAAGAUCACCAAGUAAAUGAGCGAUAUAUGAAUUGUAUUUUUCUUUAGUUAAUGUACAUUAUCAGCACAUUUUUCUUGCUUUUGCUCUUUGGCUUUCCUAAUGGCAGUUCUGUUUUUAACUUGACUGGUAAGUAGGGAAAUGGUGGCAAGCUUGACAAUGAUUUACGCGUUUA
This is a messenger RNA of Papaver somniferum (opium poppy), 2142 nucleotides long. Its product is annotated as short-chain dehydrogenase/reductase family 42E member 1-like. The transcript is spliced from 4 exons. Lineage: Eukaryota; Viridiplantae; Streptophyta; Magnoliopsida; Ranunculales; Papaveraceae. Gene Ontology annotation, molecular function: 3-beta-hydroxy-Delta5-steroid dehydrogenase (NAD+) activity. The coding region runs from base 435 to 1985 and encodes 516 amino acids. The record is from RefSeq and is a predicted model, not a curated record. Gene Ontology annotation, biological process: steroid biosynthetic process.